This is a messenger RNA of Strigops habroptila (Kakapo), 1844 nucleotides long. Its product is annotated as sphingomyelin phosphodiesterase 5-like. The record is from RefSeq and is a predicted model, not a curated record. Gene Ontology annotation, biological process: sphingomyelin metabolic process. The transcript is spliced from 7 exons. Bases 1 to 1536 code for a protein of 511 amino acids. NCBI's taxonomy places the organism in Eukaryota, Metazoa, Chordata, Aves, Psittaciformes, Psittacidae. Gene Ontology annotation, cellular component: cytoplasm. Gene Ontology annotation, molecular function: sphingomyelin phosphodiesterase activity.
AUGCCGCUGCCGGAAUCGCCGUUCCGCAGCCCCGCGCUGGCGGCUCUGGACGCCGCGGCCCGCGCGCUGCUGGCUCCCGGCUUCUGGGCCCUCAACCAGCUCCUGGACCUGCGGCCCACGACGGCGGAGCGGCGGCGGCGGCGGCAGAGCCCGUGCGGUUGGUGCCGCGGUUGCGCCGCUUGGGCGCUGGCCGGGCCGGUGCUCGCGGUGCUGCUGCUGCUCUCGCUGCCCGUCACGGCGCUGGGGCUGCUGCUGUGGCUGCCGCUGCAGGCGGCGCGGAGCCCCUUCGUUUACCAGCACACGGCCGCGGCGGCGCCGGCGAAGCCGUGGGACCUGCGGCAGCGCCGGACCUUCACCUUCCUCAGCGCCAACCUCUGCCUCCUGCCCAGCGGCUUGGCCAAGUUCAGCAACCUGGGGCAGACGCCGCAACGGGCCGCGGACAUCGCCCGACGCCUCGUCCCGGCAGCACCGGACCCCGACAGCGACCGCGCCGGCCUGGUGGAGCCCCGGCACCGAGGAGCCAACGGCUACGGCGGGACCCGGGGCACGGAGCGCAGCAUAGCCGUGGAGAUGCCAGAGGUGGAGAGGCCGAUGAUGGAGACGCCGCUGAUGGAGCCGCCGGAGCCGCCGGAGCCAGAGCUGCCGCCACCGCUGUCCGAGAGCUUCCCACCGGACGCCGACAUCCUUUGCCUGCAGGAGGUGUUCGACGCCGCGGCCGCCACGUGUCUCCGCCGCCGGCUCGGCCGCGUUUUCCCGCACAUUAUCUCGGAGGUGGGCACCGGCGGGUUGUGCCGCGGGCGGCUGCGGCUGCUCGGCAGCGGCUUAUUCCUCGCCAGCCGCUUCCCGGUGCUGGCCGCCGCCUUCCACAGCUUCCCCAACGGCGCCCGUGAGGACGCGAUGGCCGACAAGGGGCUGCUGCUGGUCCAGGUGCUGCUGGGCUCGGCGCGGCACCGGCGCGUCGUCGGCUACAUCGGCUGCACUCACCUGCAGGCGCCGGCCGGGGACGGCGCUGUCCGGGAGGCGCAGCUGACGCUGGCGCUGCGCUGGCUGCAGCAGUUCCAGCAGGAGCAGGAGCAGAGCGGGGACGUGGUGGCCUUCGAUGUCCUCUGCGGGGACCUCAACUUCGACAACUGCUCCCGCGCUGACCAGCUCAACCAGCGGCACCAGCUCUUCAAGGUAUACCAGGACCCGUGUCGCCGGGCACCGGGGCAGGACGAGCCCUGGGCCAUAGGCACUCUCCUCAACUACCUGGAGAUCUAUGAGGAGCCUGUGUCCACCCCAGAGAAGAUGAAGAGGACCCUCUCCUCUCCCAGUGGCCGCCGCCAGUUCCUGGCGGGUCCCAUCCUCACCUCGGGGCAGCCGGACGCCACGUUCCCGGGCCCGUGGCGGGGCCGGCGCCUGGAUUAUGUUGUGUUCCGGCCGCGGCCGCCGCUGCACACGGAUGUCGCCGCCGUCUCCUUCAUCACUCGCUUGGCCAUGUGCUCCGACCACCUGCCCGUGGCCCUGAGCCUCCACGUGGUCCCUGGUGCGCCCUGACAUGGGGCAUGGUGACACGGGGACACUGGGACAUGGGGACACCGGGACAUGGGGACACCGGGACACGGGGACACCGGGACAGGGGGUGACCAGGACAUGGCGUCCCUGUGCCACUGAUCCAGCGCGGGUCCGGCGGUGAUCCGACACUGAUCCAGCACCAACACGGCACCGAUCCAGCAUCGAUCUGGCAUCAAUCCAGCAGUGAUCCAGCACUGAUUCAAUAUUGAUCCAGCGUUGAUCUGGGACCAAUCCAGCACUGACCCAGCACUGAUCUGGUGUUGAUCCAGCAUUGAUCCAGCAUUGAUCUG